AUGUCUUCCUUAAAUUCUUUGUCCGAACUUACACGGCAACUUCUCAGCAGAGCUGAGAAGGUUGAAAGUCUUACCCCUGGAUCAAAAGGUCAAGUUCUGUUCCAGUUAGAAGGCCAAUCUGCGGAGCUCAAUAAAGCCCGCCGGGAACUGCUCGAAAUUACGCAGGAAAUCCAAGUACGAGCUAGAGGCCCCGCGGAUCUCCUUGAGCAGUAUCAAAUUCAGUACAAUGCCUUCUCCUGUCUCCGCUGGUUACUCCACUUCGAGAUCUUUACUCAUGUUCCAACGGAUUACAAGCCUAUGUCAUACACAUCCCUCGCGUCACUUGCCUCCGUGCCUCUCUCCCGUCUGCAAUCUGUAGCACGGAUGGCCAUGACAGCGGGCCUAUUCACCGAGCCGGAUCCCGCUCACAUAGCGCAUAACCCGCUCUCCGUGCGCUUCGCGACGGAUGAGCUCCUCCGAGAUUGGGCUAUUUUCGUAAGCAAAUACGGAGAACCCGCGACCCAAGCUAUGACGGAGGCAACCGAGAAGUGGGAUGACUCGAAAGCUUUGAACGAGACGGCGUGGAAUGUAUUCGGAGGCACAACAAAACCGUUCUUCGAAUAUCUUAAGGACGUCCCGGAUAUGGUGGACUUGUUUAGCAGAUAUAUGCAAAGUCAGGGGUUGAGCGAAGGGAUGCGACUGGAGUAUGUUCUUGACGGGUUUGACUGGGCUAAAUUAGAUGCUAACGCGCACAUCAUCGAUUCCAGGACCCCCCCCCAGGCCGUCGAAGCGCUGUCUCCAACAUUGUCAGAACUGCCUGAUACGAUUACCUCGCGCAUCCAGUUUAAAGCACACAGUUUCUUCGACCCUCAGCCUUCGCAUCAGCCCGGCCCAUCUUCGCCCGACGUGUACCUCUUACGAAAGAUUUUACACGACUGGCCUGCAGCCCGCGCUCGAGAGAUCCUCUGUCAACUAGCGACAGCUUUGCGAGACGGAAAGAAGUCCAGCGCACGGAUCGUGAUUAUGGAUAUUAUCCUGCCUCUCCCCGGGACGAUCGAGCGGACUCAAGAGGCUAUGCUGCGCGUGCGAGAUCUUUCCAUGGCGCAGGCUUUCAACAGUCAGGAGAGAAAGCUAAGCGACUGGGAGGAACUAUUCGAAAGCGCGGAACCGAAACUACAGUUGAUGAGCUGGAAGCAGCCUCGUGGGAGUGCAAUGGCUGUGAUGGAAGUGGGUUUGGGUGAGUACUAAAUACCCCUAAAGCCUUGUAGUAGGUAGUUAGGCUAUAUGCUCGGGAGGAAAUGAAACUAUUGUGCAAUCGGAUCCUAUUAUUCGCGAGGCUUCUACCUGCCUUCUCGGGCACUCGGGCACGUUUGGAAAUAAAAAGGAAUCACUUGCUGACCGAGAAGAGUCCAGGACCCUUGCAGAGAAUCGUUCUAGUACGUAUUAUAUUUAGACCUGCGGCGUAUUAAAAUUUAUACCUAUGUGCCAUUCUCAUCCACCGAGUACUAGUUAUCUGAGAUUGGUGUUUGUGUGUAAAAGU
This is a messenger RNA of Daldinia vernicosa, 1519 nucleotides long. RefSeq names its product S-adenosyl-L-methionine-dependent methyltransferase. Gene Ontology annotation, molecular function: O-methyltransferase activity. The coding region runs from base 1 to 1227 and encodes 408 amino acids. The record is from RefSeq and is a predicted model, not a curated record. The transcript is spliced from 3 exons. Lineage: Eukaryota; Fungi; Ascomycota; Sordariomycetes; Xylariales; Hypoxylaceae.